AGACGAGAAUCUUCGGUGUCUUCUCGGAAGGAGGAAACAAGGGAAAGCUUCAUCGAUCAUUUGUUGCUUUGGAGGCAGUUCAUGUUCAUGUGUCGUAAGUUUGGUUUUCUCUCUUGACCGCUCCGACCGAGCCUGCUUCCCACGGAAACCACAGUGUGGUCCGAAGUUGGCUCGGAGCUACCUGUUUGUGAGCACGCCAGGUAGUUUCCUGGGCUGGUUUCUGAAGCUCGACAACAUCCAACUAAGAAGGGGCGAACGACCUGCCCCUGCAAUCUCUAAUUUGCAGUGAUUGACUGCGUUUUUUUUGUUUUUUGUUUUUAACAGAGCCCAGGUAGUCUUGUUUCUCACCUGUAGACUGACUUUAACUUAUUUUGAAACAGAGAUGUCCACUGCUCGCUUUGACUCAUCUGAUCGUUCGGCCUGGUAUUUUGGACCCGUGUCACGCCAAGAGGCACAGAAUAGGUUACAAGGACAGAGACAUGGCAUGUUCCUGGUUCGAGACUCGUCCACCUGCCCGGGGGACUACGUGCUGUCGGUUUCCGAGAACUCCAAAGUGUCUCACUAUAUCAUCAACUCUUUGCCCAGCAAAAGGUUUAAGAUCGGUGACCAGGAGUUUGAGCACCUGGCUGCCCUCUUGGAGUUCUACAAAAUCCACUACCUGGACACGACCACGCUGAUAGAACCAGCUCCCAGGUACCCAAGCACAGUGAGCGGUCCGAUCCAGCCCAUGGGCGGCCAAGAAGAGAACCUGGAGUAUGUUCGGACUCUGUAUGACUUCACUGGCAGCGACGCCGAGGACCUCCCCUUCAAGAAGGGCGAGAUUCUCAUCAUUCUCGAAAAGCCCGAGGAGCAGUGGUGGAGCGCCAAGAGCAAAGACGGCCGCGUCGGUAUGAUCCCCGUUCCCUACGUGGAGAAAUUGGUACGACCCUCGCCCCACACGGGUCAGCCGACCCUCGGAUCCCGCAACUCCAACAGCUAUGGCAUCCCAGAGCCCUCGCACACCCUCGUCCACGCCUACGCCCAGCCGCAGACCCCGUCGCCACUGCCUCCGGGCACUCCCGGAGCAGUCAACACUCCGCUGCCAUCAUUGCAGAACGGACCUGUCAUGGCUAAAGCCAUCCAGAAACGAGUGCCCUGCGCCUAUGACAAGACAGCUCUUGCUUUGGAGGUGGGUGACUUAGUCAAGGUGACGCGGAUGAAUAUCAACGGUCAGUGGGAGGGAGAGGUGAACGGACGUAGGGGUCUCUUCCCAUUCACCCAUGUGAAAAUCCUAGACCCCCAGAACCCGGACGAGAGCGACUGACUGACCUGAGGGUAGACCUCCUUGCCCGGACCGAGCUGUACACGAGUCCGCCCCAGUCUACCAACCAGUGUCACUGUGUGCUUUUCCUGCUUGGGGCUGUACCAUGACAAUGCCCCCCAAACGUCGCCCUCGCUCCCUCUUUCUCUCUUCUUGCCACUGCUGUUGCCAACUGCUGCAAGGCUUUGACUGUUUACAUCCUUGGAUCCAUCCAAACUAAAAGUGGACUCCCCUGAUAAGCAGUGUUCGUACACCGGGUUCCAUUUCACUUCAUCUCUAAUGUAUAUUUACCACAUGACAUGUUUUGAGUGUGUGUAUGUUGUGAUUAUUUGUACAAAUUGUUGGGAGGCGGGCAAUGAGGCAAUGUAAUAUUUUCUCCAAGCAAUCGAGUCUGUCUUAACCUUAAUUAAGCACAUACAUGGCCGCCUGUGGUGUUGAUGUGCAUCCAUUGCUAAUUCCAAUCUACAAGAUAUGUGUCAUUUUCUAUGAUUUAUGCCACCUGGACUACAAUUUGUCUAGUUCGCAAUGGACAGGAUGUAUGUAGGCGGAGUGUCUUUGCAUGUCUCCGAGCUCAGACGUUGUACGUCGAGAUGAGCUGCAAGCUUAUGACGCUGAGCUUUGCGACUGCACUUCCAACUGUAGCAGUGGUGGGGAACCUAACAUACUGGCUGGCCCAUAUCAAAUUCUUAAAAAAAAAAAAAAAACUUGCUCACAAUAUAUCAUAAACAUUUAGCAAAUUGUUGUAUCACAUUUUCAGAAAUUUAGUGUGGCCUUCAGAUUACAAGAAAAGUAAAAUGGCCCCUGGUAGGAAAAUGGUUCCCCGCCCCUCUACUGUGAGGAGGUUCAGAUGAGAAACAUCUCCCAAGUCUCUGUAAGCCAAUGAGUCCAUAAAUGCCUUUUUUUCCAGAGAAAGAUAAAUGCAUUAUUUACUGCAUUUAGUGUGUUUUUUAAAUGAUGUUACUCCUCCUUGUCUAUUUAGGAUUUUAACAAGCUUUUUUCUUUAAAUGUUGGGCCCGCACAGCCGAUCUCUUUAUGCAAGCUGCCUCGUGUCAGUUGUGGAAAUGUUGAUUCUAUUUUAACUGUAGGAGCCCCCCCACAUAUCUGCUGGAAAAAAAAAAAAGACCUGCCUCUUUGUCAUGUAUUUUUUGUUUGAUUGUUUUGUUCAAAUUACUCUUUAUUUGGUCAGAUGAGUUGCUGUGACUGAUUGAGUGAUGCUGUUCAACAAAAGGGAAACAGGCCUCUCGGCCAAGGAGACACUUGUGGCCACAUGCUGCUUUAUGUCGUUCAUUUCUUCAUUGUUAUUCUUUUACAGCCUCCUGGUCUUCGCACUUGAUCCAAUCUACUAAUUAAGCAAUACACCCCCGAUUGUCAGUGACCCACCUUGAGGUGAACCUCUCGUGCUUCUCAGUCGUUUUGUAAUGGCAUUAACAGUAUUACUGUGUCCCCUGACUCUUAGGAAAGCCUGUCUUUUACUUAAGGAUUAAGAAUUGUGCCUUUUAUUUUCUUAUACCAUUGACACGUGUUAAUGUUUCCCAUGGUUAACACCUGUGCUGGUAUUGACCCUUUAUGUACAGAACAAGUAAAUAAAAUUUACAUCUACUAGUUGAA
Messenger RNA from Phycodurus eques (leafy seadragon), 2908 nucleotides. RefSeq names its product v-crk avian sarcoma virus CT10 oncogene homolog-like (gene crkl). The coding region runs from base 383 to 1303 and encodes 306 amino acids. NCBI's taxonomy places the organism in Eukaryota, Metazoa, Chordata, Actinopteri, Syngnathiformes, Syngnathidae. Gene Ontology annotation, molecular function: protein binding. The record is from RefSeq and is a predicted model, not a curated record. The transcript has 3 exons. Gene Ontology annotation, biological process: positive regulation of ERK1 and ERK2 cascade.